AUGUUCCCAGGGGUCCUCUCCGCUCCAAGUCAGUCGCCUUCUCCGUCAGAUUCCUCCCACCACACUUGCCACCUCAUUCUAGCAUGUGUCACCAUGGCCAGCCCUCAUCGUCACAGAGCCAUAGCAUUUCGCAGUCACGCCAUCAUGGAAGAGCAGCUUAUAUCGAAGGCCGUUCGUGAAGGCGUACCAUGGGACCAGCUACCGAAACGAGCGAAGCUCUUUUUAGGCUCCAACGAAGAAUACAUCAGACGCAUCAAGGAGCACUGCUUCCAGCUGCGGCUGCGCUGGCCCGACAGUCCCGCGCGCCUGGUGUGUCGCGAGGUGGACUAUUACAACGAGCUCAUCGCGCAUGGCCGCAGGACCCAAGCCCCGUUCCCGUACAACCUAGCGGACUACAUCUGCCGUGUGCUGCGCAUCUCCCCCUUCCGCUACUACAGCGUCCUUCUGCUGGAUGUCAUGAAGCAAGAGAAGUCGUACGACACGAUUCCCAACUUCACAGCAGCGGAUGCGCUGAGGGAGACGGGCAUCGGGCGCAACCAGUUCAUUGACAUCAUGAACCGCGCCCGCGCCAAGCUGAUGUGGAGGGUGAACCGGGGGAUAGUGAAGGACAUGCUGCCGCUGGAGCCAGUGCCCUUCCCCAUCCAGCCCUGGUGGCUCGUCUGCGUCGUCAACCUCACUGCUGACGAGUACAGGGUGAGCCCAAAGCGGAGGGCUUCCGACAGGAACCAGCAAGGCGAGGACGCUUCCGAGGACGCCCCCUCACGUGCUCGUUUCUAUAUCUGCACAGCACAGUUAAUGCUAUUUCUCACUCCUACUCUUCCCCUCCAAUCUCCCAGGCUGCUCUACUCGCUGUUUGUCACAGCCAGCAAACAAGCCAUGCUGCACGAGAUGGCAAACACCCUGCAAGCCGACGUGCGGCAAACAUCCAAUAUUCACCCCCUCUCUCCCUCCCUUCCUUCACAGGCUGCUGUUCGUCACAGCAAGCGAGCAGGCCACAGUGCACGAAAUGGUUCUCACACUGCUAGCCAAACAGCAAUAGACCGUGGAGCAAUAGACCGUGGAGCAAUAGACCAUGGAGCAAUAGACCGUGGAGCAAUAGACCGUGCUGCAAUAGACCGUGGAGCAAUAGACCGUGGAGCAAUAGACCGUGCAGCAAUAGACCGUGCAGCAAUAGACCGUGCAGCAAUAGACCGUGCAGCAAUAGACCGUGCAGCAAUAGACCACCGUGCAGCAAUAGACCGUGCAGCAAUAGACCGUGCAGCAAUAGACCGUGCAGCAAUAGACCGUGCAGCAAUAGACCGUGCAGCAAUAGACCGUGCAGCAAUAGACCGUGCAGCAAUAGACCGUGCAGCAAUAGACCGUGCAGCAAUAGACCGUGCAGCAAUAGACCGUGCAGCAAUAGACCGUGCAGCAAUAGACCGUGCAGCAAUAGACCGUGCAGCAAUAGACCGUGCAGCAAUAGACCGUGCAGCAAUAGACCGUGCAGCAAUAGACCGUGCAGCAAUAGACCGUGCAGCAAUAGACCGUGCAGCAAUAGACCGUGCAGCAAUAGACCGUGCAGCAAUAGACCGUGCAGCAAUAGACCGUGCAGCAAUAGACCGUGCAGCAAUAGACCGUGCAGCAAUAGACCGUGCAGCAAUAGACCGUGCAGCAAUAGACCGUGCAGCAAUAGACCGUGCAGCAAUAGACCGUGCAGCAAUAGACCGUGCAGCAAUAGACCGUGCAGCAAUAGACCGUGCAGCAAUAGACCGUGCAGCAAUAGACCGUGCAGCAAUAGACCGUGCAGCAAUAGACCGUGCAGCAAUAGACCGUGCAGCAAUAGACCGUGCAGCAAUAGACCGUGCAGCAAUAGACCGUGCAGCAAUAGACCGUGCAGCAAUAGACCGUGCAGCAAUAGACCGUGCAGCAAUAGACCGUGCAGCAAUAGACCGUGCAGCAAUAGACCGUGCAGCAAUAGACCGUGCAGCAAUUGUCCGUGCAGCAAUAGACCGUGCAGCAAUAGACCGUGCAGCAAUAGACCGUGCAGCAAUAGACCGUGCAGCAAUAGACCGUGCAGCAAUAGACCGUGCAGCAAUAGACCGUGCAGCAAUAGACCGUGCAGCAAUAGACCGUGCAGCAAUAGACCGUGCAGCAAUAGACCGUGCAGCAAUAGACCGUGCAGCAAUAGACCGUGGAGUAAUAGACCGUGCAGCAAUAGACCGUGCAGCAAUAGACCGUGCAGCAAUAGACCGUGCAGCAAUAGACCGUGCAGCAAUAGACCGUGCAGCAAUAGACCGUGCAGCAAUAGACCGUGCAGCAAUAGACCGUGCAGCAAUAGACCGUGCAGCAAUAGACCGUGCAGCAAUAGACCGUGCAGCAAUAGACCGUGCAGCAAUAGACCGUGCAGCAAUAGACCGUGCAGCAAUAGACCGUGCAGCAAUAGACCGUGCAGCAAUAGACCGUGCAGCAAUAGACCGUGCAGCAAUAGACCGUGCAGCAAUAGACCGUGCAGCAAUAGACCGUGCAGCAAUAGACCGUGCAGCAAUAGACCGUGGACCAAUAGACCGUGCAGCAAUAGACCGUGCAGCAAUAGACCGUGCAGCAAUAGACCGUGCAGCAAUAGACCGUGCAGCAAUAGACCGUGCAGCAAUAGACCGUGCAGCAAUAGACCGUGCAGCAAUAGACCGUGCAGCAAUAGACCGUGCAGCAAUAGACCGUGCAGCAAUAGACCGUGCAGCAAUAGACCGUGCAGCAAUAGACCGUGCAGCAAUAGACCGUGCAGCAAUAGACCGUGCAGCAAUAGACCGUGCAGCAAUAGACCGUGCAGCAAUAGACCGUGCAGCAAUAGACCGUGCAGCAAUAGACCGUGCAGCAAUAGACCGUGCAGCAAUAGACCGUGCAGCAAUAGACCGUGCAGCAAUAGACCGUGCAGCAAUAGACCGUGCAGCAAUAGACCGUGCAGCAAUAGACCGUGCAGCAAUAGACCGUGCAGCAAUAGACCGUGCAGCAAUAGACCGUGCAGCAAUAGACCGUGCAGCAAUAGACCGUGCAGCAAUAGACCGUGCAGCAAUAGACCGUGCAGCAAUAGACCGUGCAGCAAUAGACCGUGCAGCAAUAGACCGUGCAGCAAUAGACCGUGCAGCAAUAGACCGUGCAGCAAUAGACCGUGCAGCAAUAGACCGUGCAGCAAUAGACCGUGCAGCAAUAGACCGUGCAGCAAUAGACCGUGCAGCAAUAGACCGUGCAGCAAUAGACCGUGCAGCAAUAGACCGUGCAGCAAUAGACCGUGCAGCAAUAGACCGUGCAGCAAUAGACCGUGCAGCAAUAGACCGUGCAGCAAUAGACCGUGCAGCAAUAGACCGUGCAGCAAUAGACCGUGCAGCAAUAGACCGUGCAGCAAUAGACCGUGCAGCAAUAGACCGUGCAGCAAUAGACCGUGCAGCAAUAGACCGUGCAGCAAUAGACCGUGCAGCAAUAGACCGUGCAGCAAUAGACCGUGCAGCAAUAGACCGUGCAGCAAUAGACCGUGCAGCAAUAGACCGUGCAGCAAUAGACCGUGCAGCAAUAGACCGUGCAGCAAUUGUCCGUGCAGCAAUAGACCGUGCAGCAAUAGACCGUGCAGCAAUAGACCGUGCAGCAAUAGACCGUGCAGCAAUAGACCGUGCAGCAAUAGACCGUGCAGCAAUAGACCGUGCAGCAAUAGACCGUGCAGCAAUAGACCGUGCAGCAAUAGACCGUGCAGCAAUAGACCGUGCAGCAAUAGACCGUGCAGCAAUAGACCGUGGAGUAAUAGACCGUGCAGCAAUAGACCGUGCAGCAAUAGACCGUGCAGCAAUAGACCGUGCAGCAAUAGACCGUGCAGCAAUAGACCGUGCAGCAAUAGACCGUGCAGCAAUAGACCGUGCAGCAAUAGACCGUGCAGCAAUAGACCGUGCAGCAAUAGACCGUGCAGCAAUAGACCGUGCAGCAAUAGACCGUGCAGCAAUAGACCGUGCAGCAAUAGACCGUGCAGCAAUAGACCGUGCAGCAAUAGACCGUGCAGCAAUAGACCGUGCAGCAAUAGACCGUGCAGCAAUAGACCGUGCAGCAAUAGACCGUGCAGCAAUAGACCGUGCAGCAAUAGACCGUGCAGCAAUAGACCGUGCAGCAAUAGACCGUGCAGCAAUAGACCGUGCAGCAAUAGACCGUGCAGCAAUAGACCGUGCAGCAAUAGACCGUGCAGCAAUAGACCGUGCAGCAAUAGACCGUGCAGCAAUAGACCGUGCAGCAAUAGACCGUGCAGCAAUAGACCGUGCAGCAAUAGACCGUGCAGCAAUAGACCGUGCAGCAAUAGACCGUGCAGCAAUAGACCGUGCAGCAAUAGACCGUGCAGCAAUAGACCGUGCAGCAAUAGACCGUGCAGCAAUAGACCGUGCAGCAAUAGACCGUGCAGCAAUAGACCGUGCAGCAAUAGACCGUGCAGCAAUAGACCGUGCAGCAAUAGACCGUGCAGCAAUAGACCGUGCAGCAAUAGACCGUGCAGCAAUAGACCGUGCAGCAAUAGACCGUGCAGCAAUAGACCGUGCAGCAAUAGACCGUGCAGCAAUAGACCGUGCAGCAAUAGACCGUGCAGCAAUAGACCGUGCAGCAAUAGACCGUGCAGCAAUAGACCGUGCAGCAAUAGACCGUGCAGCAAUAGACCGUGCAGCAAUAGACCGUGCAGCAAUAGACCGUGCAGCAAUAGACCGUGCAGCAAUAGACCGUGCAGCAAUAGACCGUGCAGCAAUAGACCGUGCAGCAAUAGACCGUGCAGCAAUAGACCGUGCAGCAAUAGACCGUGCAGCAAUAGACCGUGCAGCAAUAGACCGUGCAGCAAUAGACCGUGCAGCAAUAGACCGUGCAGCAAUAGACCGUGCAGCAAUAGACCGUGCAGCAAUAGACCGUGCAGCAAUAGACCGUGCAGCAAUAGACCGUGCAGCAAUAGACCGUGCAGCAAUAGACCGUGCAGCAAUAGACCGUGCAGCAAUAGACCGUGCAGCAAUAGACCGUGCAGCAAUAGACCGUGCAGCAAUAGACCGUGCAGCAAUAGACCGUGCAGCAAUAGACCGUGCAGCAAUAGACCGUGCAGCAAUAGACCGUGCAGCAAUAGACCGUGCAGCAAUAGACCGUGCAGCAAUAGACCGUGCAGCAAUAGACCGUGCAGCAAUAGACCGUGCAGCAAUAGACCGUGCAGCAAUAGACCGUGCAGCAAUAGACCGUGCAGCAAUAGACCGUGCAGCAAUAGACCGUGCAGCAAUAGACCGUGCAGCAAUAGACCGUGCAGCAAUAGACCGUGCAGCAAUAGACCGUGCAGCAAUAGACCGUGCAGCAAUAGACCGUGCAGCAAUAGACCGUGCAGCAAUAGACCGUGCAGCAAUAGACCGUGCAGCAAUAGACCGUGCAGCAAUAGACCGUGCAGCAAUAGACCGUGCAGCAAUAGACCGUGCAGCAAUAGACCGUGCAGCAAUAGACCGUGCAGCAAUAGACCGUGCAGCAAUAGACCGUGCAGCAAUAGACCGUGCAGCAAUAGACCGUGCAGCAAUAGACCGUGCAGCAAUAGACCGUGCAGCAAUAGACCGUGCAGCAAUAGACCGUGCAGCAAUAGACCGUGCAGCAAUAGACCGUGCAGCAAUAGACCGUGCAGCAAUAGACCGUGCAGCAAUAGACCGUGCAGCAAUAGACCGUGCAGCAAUAGACCGUGCAGCAAUAGACCGUGCAGCAAUAGACCGUGCAGCAAUAGACCGUGCAGCAAUAGACCGUGCAGCAAUAGACCGUGCAGCAAUAGACCGUGCAGCAAUAGACCGUGCAGCAAUAGACCGUGCAGCAAUAGACCGUGCAGCAAUAGACCGUGCAGCAAUAGACCGUGCAGCAAUAGACCGUGCAGCAAUAGACCGUGCAGCAAUAGACCGUGCAGCAAUAGACCGUGCAGCAAUAGACCGUGCAGCAAUAGACCGUGCAGCAAUAGACCGUGCAGCAAUAGACCGUGCAGCAAUAGACCGUGCAGCAAUAGACCGUGCAGCAAUAGACCGUGCAGCAAUAGACCGUGCAGCAAUAGACCGUGCAGCAAUAGACCGUGCAGCAAUAGACCGUGCAGCAAUAGACCGUGCAGCAAUAGACCGUGCAGCAAUAGACCGUGCAGCAAUAGACCGUGCAGCAAUAGACCGUGCAGCAAUAGACCGUGCAGCAAUAGACCGUGCAGCAAUAGACCGUGCAGCAAUAGACCGUGCAGCAAUAGACCGUGCAGCAAUAGACCGUGCAGCAAUAGACCGUGCAGCAAUAGACCGUGCAGCAAUAGACCGUGCAGCAAUAGACCGUGCAGCAAUAGACCGUGCAGCAAUAGACCGUGCAGCAAUAGACCGUGCAGCAAUAGACCGUGCAGCAAUAGACCGUGCAGCAAUAGACCGUGCAGCAAUAGACCGUGCAGCAAUAGACCGUGCAGCAAUAGACCGUGCAGCAAUAGACCGUGCAGCAAUAGACCGUGCAGCAAUAGACCGUGCAGCAAUAGACCGUGCAGCAAUAGACCGUGCAGCAAUAGACCGUGCAGCAAUAGACCGUGCAGCAAUAGACCGUGCAGCAAUAGACCGUGCAGCAAUAGACCGUGCAGCAAUAGACCGUGCAGCAAUAGACCGUGCAGCAAUAGACCGUGCAGCAAUAGACCGUGCAGCAAUAGACCGUGCAGCAAUAGACCGUGCAGCAAUAGACCGUGCAGCAAUAGACCGUGCAGCAAUAGACCGUGCAGCAAUAGACCGUGCAGCAAUAGACCGUGCAGCAAUAGACCGUGCACCGUCAAUAGACCUGCUCGACCCGUGCAUGGACAUGGACAUGGGGGGAAGGGAGACACCGGCCGACGUGGUACCUAUACCUUCUGAAUCCCAUCCCCUCCUCCCCUCCCCCCUUCCCUUCCCCCCCAGGCUGCUCUAUUCUCUCUUCGUCACAGCAAGCGAGCAAGCCACGGUGCACGAGAUGGCCAACACGCUGCAAGCCGACGUGCGGCAGCUCGGCGCCGCCAUCUCCCUCGCAUGCCGCCUGGGGUGGGCCGAGAAGGUGCUCGACUUACACUCCCUGCUCGACCACAUAGACAUGGGGGGAGAGGGGGACACCGGCGACGGGGGCGUGGGCAGCGAGGGGUUUGGUGCGGGGGACGCAGGGGUGGGUGCGGGGAUGGGGGGAGGGGAGGGGGGGUUGGAGGGAGUGGGGGGUGGGCAGGUGGUGGGGUGGAAGAAGGUGGAGUCGGUGGGGUGGGGGGAGAGUGGAGGGGGUGCGGAUAGGUUGAGGAUAGCGCUGAUGGUGGAUGCCAACCUCACGUCCUUCCUCAUGAUGGGCUCUUUCUCAUAUGAGCUAAAGCAGCAUGCGGUGACUCUGUUCGAAGCAGCAAAGCUAUCAGAGCAGAGUGUAGCAGAGCUGUGUGGGGAGCUACGAGCAGUGGAGAAGACACAGCUGGAGGGCGAACUACAGAAGUUCACGGACCAUGCCUUCAGCCUGCGCUACGCCCUCUCCUGCCUGCGCACCGGCACCAUCGAUAUCACCUCCGCCCUCCACACCCCCCGCCCUGCUUCUGCCGCUGCUGCCGCCGCUACUGCAGCAGCUAUUGCACCGCUGCACCCUCCCCAUCACUCUUCGCCACCCAGCCAGCCCAGUGCUUCCAGUGACCCCCCAGGCACCUCGGACUCUGCACAGGGAGGCCUCGCACCAGCCACGCUGCACCGCCUCCUGCGCCGAGAUUUCGACCUCGUCGUCUCCAUCGUGCCCCUCCCCAAGCCCCUCAACGCCGUCGUCCCAGACGGCUCAGGUCCCGCCCACUUCGGCCCACCUGCCCCCGCCUUCCUCUCCCCGUGGGCCAAGCUGUUUCUCUACGCGAAAACCGCCUCUGGACCGGUUUCAGUGGUGCUGAUGAGAGGGCUGAGGCUCAGGCUGCUGCCGCCGCCGCUAGUGACUUGUGAUAAGGCGUUGGUGUGGACGUGGGAUGGGAUGGCGGUGGGGGGAGUGGGGGCGAAGAGUGAAGGGUCGCUGGUGCCUGGGACGGUGCUGCUGCAUGUGGUGAACAGCUUGCUGAGACAUUCUGCUUUGAUGGUUCAGCCUCUGGCCUCCCCGCCUGUGCCUACUCCUGGGUUCUCCCGAACUGGAUCGAACUCAGCUCAGCAGAAGCAGCAGGGCGGGGCGAGAUCACUGGGAAAGACGAGGCAGGAGGUUACUGAAACUGCUGGGGAAUCAGCGGGUGGUGGGGCAGGAGGAGACGAGGGAGCGAGGAGUGAGGGAGGCAAAGGCGGGGGGUCGAGUGAUAGUGCUAGUGGUGAUGGUGAUGGUGGCGCAGGGGCAGUGGCGCCUGGAGCGGGGCAGCAGAGGGAGGAGGAGGAGGAGGAGUCGCCAGUGGUGGCUGCAGCGAGGCGAGCAGCCGAGGUGCUGGCUGUGGAUGCUGUGGGGUUCGUGCGAGUCAUCCGUACGGAGGCCGGGGAGGAGGACGAGGACGAGGAGGAGGAGGAUGCGGAGGGUGGUGGUGGUGCCAGCGCUGGCACUGCCAGUGGAGAAGGGAGGUUGAGAAUAGACGUCAGUGAAGGGGGAGGGGGAGCAGGAGGGACGGGGGGAAGCCCAGGGAAGAAGAAGCAGCAGCGGCAGCGGCAGGGGCGGCGGGGCGAGUGGGUGGCACACAGCGUGGAGUUUGGCAUUCCGCUCUUCGACACGCAGCUGUGCUGCCAGGUGUGCGACGCCGUGGUCUCUCACAGCAUGCUCACCCCGCCGCAGCUCGCAUCCCAGCGCCGCUCCACCCUCUCUCUCCGCUCCGCCCUGCGGGAGUUCAUAUCAGACUACCGCCAGCACGGCCCUGUCUCACGGGCAGUCUACACCGGUAAUGUCGCUCUCCUACGGUCGACUUCCCGGCGUUGGCAUGUGCCGCCGUCGCCGUCGGGGAGGGGAGCCGGGGAGGGGGGUGGCGGGCAGGGAGGAGGGAGGAGAGGGGAGAUUGGGGGGGUGAUUGCGGCGGCGGUGGCGGCAGUGGAUGCGGAGAAGGGAGGGGGGAGGAGGGCGGGGGACAGGAGGGGGAGGAUGGGGCAGAAGCACCGGCUGAGCCGAAACUUCUCAGAGUUUUGGUACCUGCCCGAGAACCAAGCUCCCAGCUUUGCAGCCACACAGGAUGAUCCUCAGGACCCCUAUGCGCAAUCAAAUCGAGAUCCAAGCUUCACAUCGGAGGAGGAAGAAGAGGACCUCAGCCGCCCGGCAUACCCCGGGGUGAAUAUGAUCUUUGACGGUCACGUGUUUGAAGAAGUGUUUUGA
Closterium sp. Yama58-4 is the source of this 9264-nucleotide messenger RNA. Lineage: Eukaryota; Viridiplantae; Streptophyta; Zygnematophyceae; Desmidiales; Closteriaceae. The record is from the annotation of a GenBank genome assembly.